Messenger RNA from Poecile atricapillus (Black-capped chickadee), 1703 nucleotides. Its product is annotated as cytochrome P450 2J6-like. Gene Ontology annotation, molecular function: heme binding; iron ion binding; oxidoreductase activity, acting on paired donors, with incorporation or reduction of molecular oxygen, reduced flavin or flavoprotein as one donor, and incorporation of one atom of oxygen. The record is from RefSeq and is a predicted model, not a curated record. The coding region runs from base 23 to 1495 and encodes 490 amino acids. Lineage: Eukaryota; Metazoa; Chordata; Aves; Passeriformes; Paridae. Gene Ontology annotation, biological process: arachidonate metabolic process; xenobiotic metabolic process. Gene Ontology annotation, cellular component: intracellular membrane-bounded organelle; cytoplasm. The transcript has 9 exons.
AGCUGUGUAAAUCAGAAGUAAAAUGUUAACAGUGAGUGAGGUGCUGGUAUUUUUUGUGGUGUCUCUGCUGUUGAUAGAGUUUCUGAAACUGCAAUGGAUGCGAAGACGAUUUCCUCCUGGGCCAACUCCAUAUCCCUUCUUUGGAAAUCUGCUGCAGAUGAACUUCAAAAUUCAUCAUGAGCAUCUUAAAAAAAUGGCCAAAAUUCAUGGUAAUAUCUUCACCUUAUGGUUUUCAAACACUCCUGCUGUUGUCCUGCAAGGGUUUCAGGCAGUGAAGGAAGGUCUCACUGCUCAUGCUGAAGAUGUUGCUGGAAGGCCUACAAGCAAAAUUUUUCACAUUCUGACACGAGGAAAUGGUGUUAUAUUCUCUAAUGGUCAUCUCUGGAAGCAGCAGAGGCGUUUUGGAAUUGCAACAAUGAGGAAAAUGGGAGUAACGAAAAAAGAUAAGGAUUAUCUACUGCAAGAGGAGGCUGCUCACCUGGUGGAAUACUUACAGAAAACAAACGGAAAACCUCUGGACCCCACUAUGCCUGUUGUUCAUACGGUCUCAAAUGUGAUUUAUCUUGUGAUUUUUGGACAUCGUUUCUCCAGAGAUGAUGAGAAUUUUCACCGUCUGAUUGAAUCCUUUGACACCAUUUCAGCAUUUUUGAACAGCAUCUCCUUCUUUAUAUAUGAGUUGUCUCCCUGGCUUGCUGGUCAUUUUCUGCCAUCAGUUAAAAAGCUUAAGUCCUGUGUACGGUUUGUGAAUGAUCUGUUAGCAAAGGAACUUGAAAGUCACAAAGGAAAAAGAAAAUUUGAUGAGAAUCGAUAUUUUAUUGAUUACUAUUUGGAUGAGAUAGAUAAAACUAAAGGAGAUGCUGAUGCUACUUAUGAUGAAGUAAACUUUCUCCAGACCAUUUUUGACCUCUUUAUAGCAGGCAUAGAAACUACAGCCACCACUUUACUGUGGGCAUUACUCUAUAUGGUGAUUUAUCCUGACAUUCAAGAGAAAGUCCAGAAGGAACUGGAUGCUGUUGUGGGUUGUUCCCACGUAUUUUGUUAUGAGGACAGGAAGAAGUUGCCCUACACAAAUGCUGUAAUUCAUGAGAUCCAGCGAUACAGCAACAUACUCUUAAUUGCACUGCCCAGACUGAGUGUGAAGGACACAGAGCUGCUGGGAUAUCAUAUUCCAAAGAACACCAUAGUUUUAUCAAAUAUUGACUCUGUUCUGGCUGACCCUGGAAAAUGGGAGACACCUGAUCAGUUCAACCCAGGCCACUUUCUGGAUAAAGAUGGAAACUUCAUAAACAGAGAAGCAUUCUUACCAUUUGCUAUAGGGCACCGUGUGUGUAUGGGGGAGCUGUUGGCAAGGAUGGAGUUGUUUAUUGUCUUUUCCACCCUGCUACAAGCAUUCACAUUCACCCUGCCAGAAGGUGUGAAGGAAGUCAACACCAAAUUUGUUUUUGGGAGCACGAUGAAGCCACCUCCCUACCAAAUCCGUGCCAUUCCUCGAUAGGAAAUGGCAGAUUCAGGGAAGAGUUACUCUAAAACUGCUUCUAUAUGGGAAUUCCUUUUUUCAUGUCCUAAGAUUUUUGCUUUCCUCUUCAUUUGCUUAAUCACUACCGUGAAAGAUUCUUGACAAAAUGUUGCAUACUGAGCACUAGAAUUAUAAAGGGUUCAUAUUUUGUUCUUUUUUCUGUUUGGAAAAUAUUGGUAAACUUUUC